UCGUACAAUUUUAAUAAAAAAAAAACGUUGUUUUAUUUUAUCAAUACUGAUCAAAACUGGAUUGCUCGGAAACAUAAUUUUAAAUUUUUUUUGUUGUAAUAAAAAUUAUCAUAAUGGCAGGCAGUGGAACCUCGUGCGCAUGACAGCCGAUUCGCCCGACUACGUUCUUUGUCCGAUUCGUCAGAGCACGUGAAUUUUAUCCAGGCCAGAAAGCGAUUCCGCUUUGAGCUCACAUACUCCCGCUUAUUAAAAUAGAAUAACAACCGAAUAUGCUGAAGUUGGCGAAAAUAUCACCGAAAGCGACCCAGCUCGUCUCUACCUCUUUUGUAUUUAACAGACCGGUGCUAUGUCAAAAUAUGAGACAGUUGGGAAGGAGAUUCAAGUCAGAAACUGUCAGAGGGACAGUGAUAGGUAUCGAUUUGGGGACUACCAACUCAUGUGUAGCUGUGAUGGAAGGAAAACAAGCUAAAGUGAUAGAAAAUGCUGAAGGUUCGAGAACCACACCCUCAGUUGUCGCAUUUACAAAAGAUAAUGAAAGGCUUGUUGGAAUGCCUGCUAAGAGACAAGCAGUAACUAACUCGGCUAAUACAUUUUAUGCUACCAAAAGGCUGAUAGGAAGACGGUUUGAUGAUGCUGAAAUAAAAAAAGACAUGAAGAAUAUAGCAUAUAAGAUCACAAAGGCUUCCAAUGGCGAUGCUUGGGUUCAAGGCAGUGAUGGAAAAAUGUAUUCCCCUAGUCAAAUUGGAGCGUUCAUUCUGUCCAAGAUGAAGGAAACGGCUGAAGGCUAUCUUAAUACUCCAGUCAAAAAUGCUGUCAUCACAGUUCCAGCUUAUUUUAAUGAUUCACAACGUCAGGCAACAAAAGAUGCUGGACAGAUUUCUGGGCUCAAUGUUCUCAGAGUCAUCAAUGAGCCAACUGCAGCAGCUCUUGCUUAUGGAAUGGACAAAUCUGAAGAUAAAAUAAUUGCUGUUUAUGAUCUUGGUGGUGGGACAUUUGACAUUUCAAUCCUUGAAAUUCAAAAAGGUGUAUUUGAAGUGAAAUCAACUAAUGGAGAUACAUUCCUUGGAGGAGAAGAUUUUGACAAUACUUUAGUAAAUUUCUUUGUUCAGGAAUUUAAAAAAGAGCAAGGUAUUGAUGUUACUAAAGACCAAAUGGCUAUGCAACGAUUGAAAGAAGCUGCAGAGAAGGCCAAAAUUGAACUGAGUAGCUCACUCCAAACAGAUAUUAACUUGCCCUACCUAACCAUGGACUCAGCUGGACCUAAGCAUAUGAACAUGAAACUUACACGCUCGAGAUUUGAAAGCUUAGUCGGUGAAUUGAUCAAGAAGACGAUAGCACCCUGUCAAAAAGCUUUGACAGAUGCAGAAGUCAAAAAGACCGACAUUGGUGAAGUCCUACUUGUCGGUGGAAUGACUAGAAUGCCUAAGGUUCAGUCAACUGUUCAAGAAAUUUUUGGUCGUCAACCAUCGAAAGCAGUCAACCCAGAUGAAGCUGUUGCUGUAGGAGCUGCUGUACAAGGUGGAGUUCUUGCCGGAGAUGUUACUGACGUAUUGCUCCUCGAUGUGACUCCACUCUCUCUUGGUAUCGAAACACUAGGAGGUGUAUUCACCAGGCUUAUUUCCAGGAACACAACUAUCCCAACAAAAAAGAGCCAAGUGUUUUCUACAGCAGCUGAUGGGCAGACUCAAGUAGAGAUUAAAGUUCACCAGGGUGAGAGGGAGAUGGCUGGUGACAACAAGUUGUUGGGCCAGUUCACACUUGUCGGGAUCCCUCCUGCACCUAGAGGUGUGCCACAGAUUGAAGUCUCUUUUGACAUUGAUGCUAAUGGGAUAGUCCAUGUGUCUGCCAGGGAUAAAGGAACAGGGAAAGAACAACAAAUUGUUAUCCAAUCAUCUGGAGGGCUUAGCAAAGACGAGAUCGAAAACAUGGUCAGAAAUGCUGAGCAGUUUGCUCAGGCUGAUAAGAUGAAGAAGGACAGGGUUGAGGCCUUCAACCAAGCUGAGAAUAUAAUUCAUGAGACUGAAUCAAAAGUAGAAGAAUUUAAAGAUCAACUGCCUGCUGAAGAGGUGACAAAAAUGAAGGAACAGAUUGCACAGGUUAGGGAUCUUUUGAGCAAGAAAGAAGAGGCAGACCCUGAAGAGAUAAGGAAAACCGUUGGAAACCUACAGCAGUCCUCACUGAAACUCUUUGAAAUGGCUUACAAAAAGAUGGCGUCAGAAAGGGAAACAUCUCAAGAAAAACCUAGGGAAGAAGAACCAAAAAAGGAGGAAAAACAGAAUUAAACUGACUGAAAAAUAUAUAUACACAUAUAUGUUUAUACAAAUAUAUGUGCAUAUAUAAAAUAUAUAAAUGUAAAUUGUAGGACAAUUGUUAUUCUUGACAGUGAAGAGCAACAGAGUACUGAGUUCGGUGUUUUGUUACAGCACAGUGAUUCCAUUACAAAUUUUCAUUAAAUAGACCCCCUUUUUCUUAUUCUCAGUUAA
Cimex lectularius (bed bug) is the source of this 2483-nucleotide messenger RNA. It is a transcript of the gene Hsc70-5, whose product is annotated as heat shock 70 kDa protein cognate 5. Gene Ontology annotation, cellular component: mitochondrion; cytoplasm. Gene Ontology annotation, biological process: cellular response to unfolded protein; protein refolding. The coding region runs from base 270 to 2282 and encodes 670 amino acids. Gene Ontology annotation, molecular function: heat shock protein binding; ATP binding; misfolded protein binding. The record is from RefSeq and is a predicted model, not a curated record. The transcript has 14 exons. NCBI's taxonomy places the organism in Eukaryota, Metazoa, Arthropoda, Insecta, Hemiptera, Cimicidae.